This is a messenger RNA of Eruca vesicaria subsp. sativa (arugula), 1387 nucleotides long. The record is from the annotation of a GenBank genome assembly. Lineage: Eukaryota; Viridiplantae; Streptophyta; Magnoliopsida; Brassicales; Brassicaceae.
CAAUUAUAGAAAUUGUCACAAUCUUUAAAAUUAAAUAUAGUAUUAUAAAUGGUAACGCAUCUUCAUACUUGGAACGUGUCUUAAGAAUCCUGAUUUACUCAGAUUUUUUUCUUUCUAAACUUGUGGUAAUGUGAUUAUAACACCACGUCUUGCCUAUAUAUCACACACGCAACACCAACAUCAAAACGUCACACAACAAUUCUCUUAUCAAACCCACAAAAAAAAAAUCUAAUCUUUGCGAACAAUGAGUCCUGUGGCUGAGAACAAAUGGGUUAAGGUGGGUCAGAAAGGAGCAGGUCCAGGACCAAGAAGCUCACACGCAAUCACCGUCGUGGGCAACAAAGUCUACUGCUUUGGCGGCGAGCUUAAACCAACCAUCCACAUCGACAACCAUCUCUACGUCUUCGAUCUUUCAACUCAAGAAUGGUCCAUCGCCCCCGCAACAGGGGAAGCUCCUUUCCCCUGUUUCGGUGUCUCCAUGGUCCCCAUCGGCACCACCAUCUACGUCUUCGGCGGCCGUGACGACUCUCGUAAAUACAACGGCUUGCAUGCUUACGACACGGUGACCAACAAGUGGGAGUUGCUGUCUCCCGUCGACGAAGGGCUUCCCGGUCGGAGUUACCACUCUAUGGCCGGCGAUGACCGGAAAGUUUACGUCUUUGGCGGUGUUACGGCCAAAGGGAGGGUUAAUACUCUGCAUGGGUAUGAUGUUGUUGAUCGGAAGUGGGUUGAGUAUCCGGCGGCUGGGGAGGGUUGUAAAGGGAGGGGAGCUCCUGGGCUUGUGGUUGUGGAAGGGAAAGUUUGGGUUUUGUUUGGUUUUGAUGGUAAUGAAUUGGGUGAUAUUCAUUGUUUUGAUUUGGUUAGUGGACGGUGGAGGAUCGCCGUGGAGACUACCGGGGAUGUGCCGCCGGCGAGGAGUGUGUUUCCGGCGGUUUCUUGCGGGAAGUAUGUUGUGAUAUAUGGUGGGGAGGAGGAGCCGCAUGAGCUGAUGCAUAUGGGAGCUGGGAAGUUGUCUGGGGAUGUUUAUAGGUUUGAUACGGAGACGUUGGUGUGGGAGAAGGUUGUGGAUGGGGAGGGAGGUGGUGAGAAGCCGAGUCCACGUGGGUGGUGUGCGUUUGCUGUUGCGGUGGUGAAUGGGGAGAGAGGUUUGUUGGUUCACGGUGGGAAUAGUCCGACCAAUGAGAGGCUUGAUGAUAUGGUGUUUUGGGGUUUUUAGUUUGUCUUAAUGUCAGUUAUUAUUCAGUUACUUUGUGGCUUUUGUCGUAUGUAAACUGCUUAGUGUGUGUUGUUUUAAGGUGUUGUGUAAGCUGCUAAAGUGUCUGAGGUCAAGGAGGUGUGUAGUUAAGUAAGAAUCUGUGCUACAUAUUUGGUGUUUUAAGUAAUUUCA